UAAAAGGACCGUUCUCUACAGGGAGCAGCAAGCGCAACGGAAGGUUGUAGGAACAGAUUCAGAACUACAACUCCCAGCACGCUCCAGGUUGAAUUUCAAAGCCCUGCACUUCCCAGCCUGCCGCUGGACUUGGAUGGGGAUUUGAAUCUCGCUGCCGGGCAAGAAGGCUUUCGCUGCUGGCCCGGAGCGCCUGUUUUUUCUUCCGGCGUGGAACGCGGGAAGGUCUCCGCCCCUCUUUUUGGGUCGCUUGAAGUUUCUGGACUUGUUUCUUUUCCCGUGCAGAGCCGAGACUCUUUUAGCACCACUAAAUCCCUCGGGAGCGGCGGCGGGGAACUGAAGAGAUGAACAGAAGGGACCCCUUGCUAUGGUGUAGCUGCCAGCUCCUGCUGCAUCCAACAUUCUUCAUCCUGGUGUUGCUUGCUGUCUGUCAUGUGGAUUUAACCAACAGCCAGCACCACUGGAGGGAGCCUCGACAAGAAAAGAAUGUGCAGCCUGACUUUCUGUCCCAAGUGACUCAUGCUAUGAAGGAGACCUUGGAAGAUUUGCUUGGAUCAGAGUAUUUUCUGAUACUGAAUGAGAAUGUCUCUUCCCUGUUCUGGGUAUUAUCUUCUGGGAUCUCUGCAGGUUUAUUUGCUGUGGCUCGAAUUGCAGGGCAGUUGCUUACAUCCUUUGGGAUUGAUGGGGAUCGUGCAACUCAGUUCUUGAAACUGAGCCCUGACCAGGUGCAGACACUGCUUCUCUGGGGCCUAGCUGCUCUGAUUGGCUACUGGAUCCUGUCACUGCUGCUGAAUCUGUUGCUCACCAUCUUGAACCGCAUCAUGUGGGGCCUCAAGGUAGUCAUCUUCAUGGCUUGCUUCAUGUUCAUUGUCUCUUUGAAGGAUGAUAGGCCUGUUCAAGUUUCCCUUCUGCUUGCCCUGCUUAUGCUCUAUGCUCUGCUGGGCCGCCUGAGUGGGUCACGCCGCUCUGGGACGCGGCUGGAGGCCAAAGUGCGCAGCUUGGAGCGCCAAGUGGAUGAGCUGCAACGCAGGCAAAGGCGGUCAUCUCCUAAACAUCUGGAUGAAGAAUGAAGCUUAUGGGAGGUUUUGAUGUUCACAUAUGUUUUUUAAGAGACAUCCACUUCUUUCUUUUCUACAUGUAUUCAGUGACUGCUACCUACACUGUAGAUGUUCUCGACUAGCCAUCACACAACUAUGCAGAAACAUGUGACUCCCAAAGGAAAUUUCUGAACAGGGAAAUGAAUACAUCUGAGAUGAUAAUAGCUUUCUGCUUGUCACUCCAGUGGCUGGUUCUUCAGCACUUUCUCCAUCCUUGUCUUCUCUACCUUGUUCAGUCGUACCUUCUUCUAGACUGAUCACCAUACCACUUACUGGCUUAUUUUCCAACUGAUUCCUGGUAGAUUAACUUGCUUCUUUAAGGAUGGACAGUGUAAAGCACUCUUUAAAAAUUGUGUUUUAAGUAAUCUUUUUCUGUAACCUUGCUUGUCUGAAGAAAAAAAUGGGGUAUUGUGCAGUAUAUCCUAAGGUUCUAGAUGUGUCCCAGUUGGUGUAUCUAAUAGUAAAGCCUCCUGUGACAAGUGCAUUCUAAAGUAAAAUGUGGCUGCUCUGCUUAUCUCAGCAUCAGAGGAAAUUGGGAUAUUAUGAAAGAAGUUUGUGUGUGCGUGCGUGCUUUCUAAGUUCUCAGUUUAUUACAAGCCAAAGAUAUUUGAUUAAUUCAAGGCCUUAUGGACUCUAGUUCUGCAAAAGGGUAUUUGAUGAUCCAUAAGUAGCGUUCAUGUGCCUUUCCUGGUUGGAAAUAAGCCAUAGACCAGAGACAAACUGAAUUUACAGAGCUUCAUCCCUCCAGACAGAGUUUGUUGCGCACCACUAGCUAUCUUAUCUUCUGAUAACUCUUGUGUCUUUUCUGACUGUUUUGAGAAAAAGGCAUAAUGUACUCUGGUGUUAAACGUAUCAGUUGCCACUUUGUAUUUUUUUAAAACUGGCAAUUUUACACAAAUGGCAUAUUUUGUUACACUUUUCCAAAUAAAAACUAUUUCUCUCCCGUUU
This is a messenger RNA of Eublepharis macularius, 2042 nucleotides long. RefSeq names its product transmembrane protein 109 (gene TMEM109). Gene Ontology annotation, biological process: cellular response to gamma radiation; intrinsic apoptotic signaling pathway in response to DNA damage by p53 class mediator. The record is from RefSeq and is a predicted model, not a curated record. NCBI's taxonomy places the organism in Eukaryota, Metazoa, Chordata, Lepidosauria, Squamata, Eublepharidae. The coding region runs from base 342 to 1067 and encodes 241 amino acids. The transcript has 4 exons.